GUGGAAAGGAUACCAUAACAUUCAGUGACCCAGCCUUACCUGUUAUACAGCGGUCCAGGUCACCAUUGUUAGCAUUUACUGAUAAACCACAGAAAACUGAAGUACAAGCAGAACAGAAGGGAGAACGUGAUGAAACUGGUGCUGUUGCAAGUGAGUCCCUGGCUCCAGAGGGAACCAACUUAAAUAACAGAAACCAAAAUAAACAUUUUUAUCCUUCAUUACCCCAGUUACCUUCUGAGGAAGAAGAAAUAAACAAGCUUGGAAGUCAGAUAAUUAAACUGACAGAGCAGGCAGUUGCAGAACUGGAAGGGAAAAGAGCAGGCGCUUCCGAAGGGGAGCAGAGCACGGUGGUUGGAGCAGAGCUUAAUGGUUCAUCUGAGGGAGAGUUCCCGCUUUCCAGCCCCGACCCAUCUGACCCCACAGAUACCUCAAACUCGGAGAAUGAACAAACAGCUGAAACUGAGGCCCUGAAAGACAAUGACGAAACCUCAGAGAGUGACUGUGAAAUUAGAAAUGAAAGAGGAGAUCAAAAUAGCAGCGCUGUGGAUGUGGUACAUAUUGAGGACCCUGGGAGGCAUGGAGGGCUCGGUGAUACAGCUGCACACACAAAUAACAGCUUUGAGGAGCUCCCUGAAUCUGAACACAAGAAACCGUCUGAUUCUGCUGAAAACUCUGGAUAUUUGGAUAACAGUUUGGCUUGA
Molecule: messenger RNA, 701 nt
Organism: Antrostomus carolinensis (chuck-will's-widow)
Lineage: Eukaryota; Metazoa; Chordata; Aves; Caprimulgiformes; Caprimulgidae
Product: coiled-coil domain-containing protein 149-like
Exons: 2
Source: RefSeq, a predicted model, not a curated record